AUGUCCUGGUGGGUGGGCAACGCAAAGUCAGAUUAUAGAUUCGUCAAGCCAGACCACCGCAGUAUGCUGUCCAUCUGGUUACUCGGCGCAUACCUAUUAUUUCGCGAGUUGUACCAGUUCGAUCACCUGGACCGCCAAUUCGACUUCGGUCUUGGCCUGCCAGACGGAUGGAAGCUUGGCUUCUGA
Molecule: messenger RNA, 186 nt
Organism: Alternaria conjuncta
Lineage: Eukaryota; Fungi; Ascomycota; Dothideomycetes; Pleosporales; Pleosporaceae
Exons: 2
Coding region: 1-186 (61 amino acids)
Source: RefSeq, a predicted model, not a curated record